Molecule: messenger RNA, 1308 nt
Organism: Bursaphelenchus okinawaensis
Lineage: Eukaryota; Metazoa; Nematoda; Chromadorea; Rhabditida; Aphelenchoididae
Source: the annotation of a GenBank genome assembly
AUGACUGUCAAUGAUAUUGUAAGUAUUUUUUAACUUUUAAUUGUAUUUUUCCAUCAUAUUUUACUGAAAGUUGCAAAUGUUUUAUUUGUUUUUCUCGCACAAAAAUCAAUUGUGAAGUUUCGCCUACCAAUUUAUUAUUUUUUUUUUUAUUUUUGUAAUUUUUAUGAAUUUGAAAGGCUUUUAAACAAUAUUCCUUUAGGAAAUAGCCAUAUCUGAUGGAUUAUUCUUUGUAUUUUCAAAUGCCAACGUUUGGCCGGCGUCAGAAUCCUUCAAAUCGUUGAUAACAUGGAACUUUCAUUGCUGUUGCGGUUUGAGCGGGAUAUUUGGCGUCGUACCUUUAUUUUACAGGUAUCAAACGUUUGUCAAGUAAGUUUUGUUACCUGUAGAGCAUGUAAUUCUUAAUUUUGUAUUUUGAUUUCAAAGAUAAUUUUUUUAUCUUAUUUGGUACAAUUGAAAUUUUACUAUUUUUAAUUACAUUUUAAUAAUUUUAAACUUUAGAGGAGAAAAGAUAAAGUUAUACAAGAUGAUACCUUGGAUUUUGAUUCCAUUUUGGAACACUGGUUUUGCCUUGAUCACUGUAUAUCAAUAUCAACCUCAUCGAUUGGAAUAUAUUCAGGUUUUGAACUCAAAAGUAUGGCCGGACGCUAACGAUUUGUUUUACAUUGUUUCUGAUGCUGUAAGUUGAACAGUUGAUAUGUCAGAAUUAAAAUAAUUUUUUUUUAAAGUGGCUCUGUAGCUCUUCAAACUCCGACGAUCUAACACUGCAUUUUAGGACGGAGUGAUAGGGAACUUAUAUGGAUUGUCGUGUAUGAUCACAUUUACCUUUGCUUUUGCGUUUUCUGGAUAUAUGAUAACACAAAUUCAAAGGAAAAUGAGAGAAAAUGCGGAGAAACUAUCAGAGAAGACAAGGAAAAUGCAAGCUAGCUUCAAUAGGAUUGUCGUUGGACAGGUGAGUCUAAUAUCAAAGUUGUUUGUACACUUUUAUUGAAUAAUUUAGUUAAAUGACUCUAAUAUCAUAUUAUUUUACCUUUGGCUUUUGUUAUGCGCUUGAAAAAUUGAAAUUAUAAAAACUUCAAAUCGUGUAAACUAUAUUUUAAAAAUUAAAAAGAAACUAAAAAAACCUUUCUAGUUAUUUAUGGCGAUAUUACUUGGCAUAACGCCAGUUCUCGGCGUGGUAACUGAGCUCCAACUAAAGUUACAUGACUCUAAUGUCCACUUUGUUAUGCAUGUGUUUAUGUCAUUUCUACCGGUCGCAAAUUCUCUUACGACUUUAUGUUUCUUCAGACAUUACAGGAGAACUCUUGUUAA